AUGGAUGGAAGAAUGGGCAAUCUCAGCAUGAAUAUCAAGUUAAAGGAGGAUGCCAAGGAAUGUGGGUUUGAUGUGAUGACUGAAGUGCAAAGGGCGUGUAUUCCGGAGAUGCUGAAGGGCAAGGAUGUGAUAGUGCAGGCACCAACAGGAACGGGAAAGACGAUGGCGUUUCUUACGCCUAUACUUGAUUAUGUGUAUGCGGAUUUCACUGGGAAUGCAGAAGUCACGGCAGUUGUGAUUGCGCCUACACGAGAGCUGUCUCUGCAGAUCAAGGCUGUUGCAGACAUGUUCAAGUGCAGCUGUGAGUGCUUCAUUGGUGGGAUUAGCAUAGAAGAUGACUAUGCAAAGAUGCAGAAAUGCAUUCGUAUUGCAGUGGGGACGCCGGGAAGGCUUUUUGAGAUCAUAAGCAAGUAUCCAAAGCAGUUUGCCAGAGUGAGAUACAUCAUUUUGGACGAGGCAGAUAAGCUUCUUGGAUAUGGGUUUGAGGAGAAGCUGAUGCAGAUAAUGAAAAUGCUUCCACGGAGUAGAAUAGCAGGACUAUUUUCUGCAACGAUAAAUGAGUCUGUGGAUAAGCUUUCGCUUGUUCUGUUGAGAAAUCCAGUGAGGAUCAAAGUUGGGAGUGGAAUGAUGCCUGUGUGUCUUGAAUAUGUUGUAAUAAGGCCUGCAGACAAGAUACUGGCACUGAUGGAGAUUGCUACGAAGCGGCGAUGCAUUGUUUUUUUUGCAACAUGCAGCCAGGUGGACUUUUUUUCGAGUUUGUUUGUGGAGUUUGGAGUAGCGCAUGUAAGCAAGAUCCAUGGAAGAAUGGCGCAGGAGGAAAGGAGUAAGGUUUACGAGCAGUUUGUUGCAGGAGAGGGGAUGCUUUUUUGCACCGAUGUUGCUGCAAGAGGAAUUGACUUCAAAGAGGUGGAGCUGGUGGUGCACUUCGACGUCCCAAAGGACUACAACAACAUAGUCCACCGUAGUGGCCGGACUGCAAGAAACGGAAGCAAAGGAGAGUCCGUUGUGUUUGUCAUGCCCAACGAAAAAGCAUAUGUUGAAUUUCUGAAGCUGAAGGGCAUUUGUGUGGCAGAAUGCAGUAGAGCGAUUGAUCCGUCCGUGACGCAUGAAGACAUAAAGGCGAGGAUCACACCCGAGUUGCUGGAUGCUGGUGUGAAAGCGUUUGUAUCUUACAUCCGAUCGUACAAAGAACAUGUUGUUUCAUAUAUUCUUGACUACAAAGGAUUAGAUUACAACUCCCUUGUGGAUCUUUUUUUCCUCGAGAAGGUUCCUGGAAUGGCUGAGCUCAAGCAUGUGAAAUUUGAAAGGUUUGAAAAGCCGGAUAGGAAAGCACUCAAAGACAGCAAGGAAGUAAAGAAAGUAAAGAAAGCCAAACUGAACAAGAAGCACAGCAGAAAACAAAAUAAAUAA
Ordospora pajunii is the source of this 1410-nucleotide messenger RNA. Its product is annotated as DEAD/DEAH box helicase. Lineage: Eukaryota; Fungi; Microsporidia; Ordosporidae. The transcript has a single exon. Bases 1 to 1410 code for a protein of 469 amino acids. The record is from RefSeq and is a predicted model, not a curated record. Gene Ontology annotation, molecular function: ATP binding; nucleic acid binding. Gene Ontology annotation, cellular component: nucleolus.